This is a messenger RNA of Oikopleura dioica, 1089 nucleotides long. Lineage: Eukaryota; Metazoa; Chordata; Appendicularia; Copelata; Oikopleuridae. The record is from the annotation of a GenBank genome assembly.
AUGAACAAAGGGCAUGUCGAGGAAGUGAGCAGUCCAAAUCCGAAUCCAGGAAUGAUGGACCCGAGCGCUAAAUACGAACAAAUUUCCUGCGAAACAUUGGCAAUAUGGCUGGCAACAUCAAAGAAGGUACUUCUUAUAGAUUGCCGCUCUUUCCCUCUUGGCAAGAAGAGGUUAAAGGGAGCUCAAGCGAUGAGGAGCAACUCUAUCAAAAUGCGCAGAUGUAAAGGAAAUCUUCCUUUACCGGACAUCAUUCCCGAUGCAGAGGCAAGACACCGAUUAGAAAACGACCAUUACGAGUGCGUAGUAAUUUAUGAUGAAAAUGGCAUCACCAGCACCUGCAAGUUAGUUUUCGACAAUAUUCAAAAGGUCUCUGUUUCGUCGAGAAUAUGCGUUCUUGAAGGUGGUAUGAGCAGCAUUCAAAAAACACACCCUGGCCUUGUGGACCAAGGCAACAGCGCUGGGUUGGCGCCGAUCUCAGUCGAUGGAAAGCCGCCAAUGCUGACUCCACUUCCUCCGAGAACUCCUUCUUUUGACGAGACUGCAGUCGACGAGCGUUUACGUACUGUUAGGCAAAGUGAAAAGGAAAAGAACACACCCGAGUAUGAUCAGGGACCUCCAGUGAAUAUUCUUGAUCACUUAUUUCUUGGUUCGGCGGCACAUGCAAGUCAAUUGGAGCUGUUGAAACGGUUAGGAAUCACUGCACUGCUAAACGUGAGUCCUAACUGUCCGAACCACUGGCCGGAUAAGUUCGUCUACGAGACAAUCCCAGUUGAAGAUAAUUCGACUGCCGAUAUCAAGGCCCACUUUCACAAGGCGAUAAGAUUUAUCAACAAAGUGAAGGAAGACGGGGGCCGUGUACUUGUGCACUGUAGAGCUGGAGUCUCUCGCAGUGCUACUCUCUGCCUUGCUUACUUAAUCUCUUGUCGGGGAAUGUCCCUUAACGACGCAUACGACGAAGUAAAGAGGAAAAGACGCGUGAUCGCUCCGAACUUCAACUUUAUGGGACAGCUACUUUCGUGGCAAGAAGAGCAGCGCUUGAAUCCGUUGGUAGAGCCGAUGGCCGAGCUGCAGAUAGAGUCGCAGACCUAG